Aspergillus thermomutatus is the source of this 2286-nucleotide messenger RNA. RefSeq names its product isocyanide synthase xanB (gene xanB). Gene Ontology annotation, molecular function: oxidoreductase activity. The coding region runs from base 1 to 2286 and encodes 761 amino acids. The transcript is spliced from 2 exons. The record is from RefSeq and is a predicted model, not a curated record. Lineage: Eukaryota; Fungi; Ascomycota; Eurotiomycetes; Eurotiales; Aspergillaceae.
AUGAUUGCCGUACUACAGAACCCAGAGGACGCUACCGUCUCAUAUUCUGGGGAGCCACAAGAGAAUGGCCUACUUGGCUCGUAUGGGUCAAAAACCGUGCAUGUUGAGACGACUGAAAUCGCUGCUUCCUCCUCCUCCUCUGAAGCUGCCGAGGACUUUACUGAGGAGCGCCACCGCAAUGAGUCUUCUCUGCAGCAGCCGUUGAACGAAGACCGUCUACACGAUGAAACCGCCGAAAACGGAAACACCGUGUCCGAGACGGACAUUCCCUCUGUAACCGUCUCCAUCACCGAAAGCAGCGAUGAUCCGCUUGUUGAAGCAAAGGAGGCAGUCCCAGUCACAUUCAAACACGAGGGCAAAGAGACCAAGGACGACACCUCAUAUCUCCCAGCCGAGGCCCCCAAAACCGCCCACAGAGAGGAGAGCAGUCCUAUCUCCGAAGAUGAGGCAACAGCAAUUGCUGUCCUGAAAGUCAUCGAGUCCUAUGGGGUGAAUUAUGAAAAGACUGGCGAGUCCUGGCAGGGACUUACCUCGUUCAUUCCCACCGUGGUUGACCAAGUCAAAAAGCGGGAACCUGUUCGGAUGAUCCUACCGGCUUUCCCUUUCAAGUCCCCCAAUGCUCGAGACAAGGUCUUGGGUGUGAUACCAGAUCUCGGAGAAGAGCUGGCGUUAUAUCAUUUGAACGGCCUGUGCGAGAACAUUGGAAGAGUCUACGAACCGGGUGCAGAUGUGUACAUCAGCUCGGAUGGGCUGGUAUACAAUGAUAUUCUGGGAGUACCCGAUGAGACAGUCUGGGAAUAUGGAGAAGCCCUCCGCCGGAUGGCAGUCGAGAAGGAGCUUCGCCAUGUCAAAUUUAUCCGACUGUUUGAGCUUCUCGAACACCCCUGGAUCCCUCUGACCAGCGCUGAGCAAGCCAAGUCAUACUACCUGGCGCAUGCUCAAUGUCUCCGAAGAGAGUUGAUGUACCGAUUCGAAGACCGCAGCUUUGACGCUGAUGCAGCCAUCCGCAAUGAUAAUGAUACCUGCCUCACAUACCGCGGAUACAUCAAGUUCUUGACCAAGGAUCUCGCCCCUCAAAUGGACAUGCAGUAUACAAGCAAAAAGGCAAGAGCAGCUCAUGUUGCCCAGAUUGCCCGUAGCAUGAUCGUCCGCGGAAAGAUGUUUGCUGCUGCCAUCAAGGCCAACCGUGGCGAUUACGUUCGUCUAUCCAUCCACGAGUCCAACGGAGCAAGGAAAUUGUCCAUCUCGCUCGUACCACAGGCCAGAGGGGCCCUUGGGUACACGCCAUGGCAUUCUUCGAUUGCGGUUGGCGCGGACGGCACAUACCGCACGGUUCAUGCCGAGGAUGUGCGUGAGACGCAUGACCUAGUUUACAAGAACGGUCAGCCAUACUACUUCCGCGAGAAAUCCAAGCUCUUUGACUGGGUUGAGGACGGCCUGCGGGUCAAGUUCGAGCACCUCUACCCAUGUGGCCUCAUCAUCCAGCCCAGCGAUAUCGAUGACUCGCGGCCACCUCCAUCGAUCCGCGACCUACCAAUGCACAAAGUCCGCCAGAUCUCCAAUGUACUCUCCCCGGUCGUCCUGCGCGGCUUCCGGGAGACUCUUGAAGAAGAGCUAUAUGUCCAGAAAGCAUCCGAGCUUGGCACCAUCCUACCCUGGAGCUUUGGCAUAAUCCAGAAGGUGCGCGACGCCGGCCGCAACGAUAAGAUGGGCAACAAUGUAACCUCCAACGAGGCGAUGCCCAUGCACUUCGAUGGCAUGUUCAAGUUUGAAGAGGAGACAGACCCAGUCACUGGGGAGGUGAAGCGUGUCCAAAAGCCACCAGGCUACCAGUUCUUUACCUGUCCCGCCACGGCGCCCAAGGGAAGCGGCUACACGCUCUUUGCCAGUUCCCGUCUGUUCUUCCGCUAUCUGCCUUUGCCGUGGACGGCAGAGCGGCUGCAGAAAGCUACUUGGGCCAUGGACAAUGACGGCUUCUGGGAUGCCAAGCUGAAGAAUUUACCCCUGGUUGUGACACACCCUGUGACUGGGCUGCCGUGCAUGCGCUGGCACCAGCCGUGGGAUUCAACCAAGACCAAGUUCUCGACUUGCGCAGUCACAAUCGAGAACGAUGAGCAGAGUCUGGUCUCUGUGAUUGACAACCUGACGUACGACCACCGGGUCUGUCUGCGAUUCUCAUGGGAGAAGGGUGAUCUGCUUGUGAGCGACAACACAGCUAUGCUGCAUACCCGGACAGGGUACAAGACUGAUUGUGAUCGGGAGCUAUGGAGAAUUCACUUUGACUGA